AUGCCACGAAGUGAUGGACGGGAUGUGCCUGUCUUUACGGUGGAGCUCGGCCUCCGAAACUCCGAGCUCAAGCUCCAGACCGAGGUGUCAACGCCGCGAAAGACGCCCAGAAGGCAUAGCCGCACAAGGGCCUCCUCUUUGGCACCACCCCUGGUGCCGAGUCCGGCCAAGCCGCCGACACCGGAACCCCGUCCACCGUCGCCGCUGCGACGGCCUCCUACUGGGCGACGGCGGAGCAAAGCCCCCCAGGCUCCACAGACUCCCGGUGCAAGGGAGGAAGAGGCUCCGCAGCGCUCGAUUCGGGACCAUCGCAGCGUACGCAUUGCUGCAGCGACGGUCGACAGCAAAGCAGCCCAGCAGACGGAGACUGCCAGAACGCGGUCGCCGACCCGCUCACCCAUCCGCUCGCCUGUGCUCUCUCGACGAAGCUCUCCUCGUGCAGUGACUGUUUUAGGCCUGCACGGGAGACCGCCCUCGAUGCUGGAGCGCUCGGAAGCAUGGCAGAAGCAACGCGAGGAGAAGCUACAAGCUUUGAGGGAGAAGUGCCAAGCCGAAAUAGGCUCCUUCUCCCCGAACCUGUACCGGCCUGUACGCUCUCCUCGGUGGCUGGCUGGGCCAGAGGGUGGCGGAGGUUUGUUCGAGCGUGGGAUGCGGUCGAUCGCCAGGCGUGCUUUGGAGAAGAGGCGGCACGAGGAGGCUCAGCUCGAGUCGGAACUCUUGCAGUGCCCGUUUACGCCAAAGCUGAGCACCUGGUCUCCGGAUUCGAGGCCCAGCUCCGCCACGGCAUCCCCAUCGCCAAAGAGGAAGCCCCUGCGAGCCGUGGUGGCUUCAUUGGCUUGGGAUGAGCGGCCAAACCCGGAAGGUCAGGUCACUCCGGAGCGGGCGAAAGAGUUCUACCAGAAGCAGCAGGCGUGGUUCGAGGCAAAGCAAGAGGAGCAAGACGAGCUUCGCAAGGAGCACAUCUUCCGCACCUUGCAGGAAGAGGCAGAAGCCCGGAAGAGCGAUCGUCCCCCGAGAUGCGAGACAGGCUCUCUCAAGGUUGGUGGCGUUUUAUCGAGGACUGUCUACGAUCGCCAGGUCGCCUGGCUACGGCAACGUGACGCCGAGCUCCUUGAGCAGCGCAAGUCGCAGUUCGAGGCGGUCACGAGCCGAGACUCUUUCGGCUCGGGCAAUGACACGCCGAGGAGGCGGCCCAUGUCGGCGCCGGUUACGCCACAGCGCAAGUUGGAGGCUCCGACUGCCAGUGGCGCGGGCGCAGCGCUCCUGGCCAAGCUCAAGGCCGCCAGGUAUCUUGACGACGAGCCUCCAGCGCCACGACGGCACACGGAGCCGCGCGGGCUCUGGAGCCGUCCACCACGCCCGAGGUCUGGCAUGGUUGCAUGCACGACCUGCAGCCGACCAUGCCCCAUUGACAUUCUCCACUGCAAGCACUGUGGCCAGAAGCGCCUGAAGGUGGCCGCCGCUCGGGGCGAUCCUUGUGGCUUAGACUACACUGCCAACUUCGGCUGGCCGAAUUCAGAGGUGCGGCAUUGGUGCAACAUCAAACAGAGGCUAGAUAAGUACAUUGCCAAUGCUCCAGCUGCGCGUGAACCCAGCCUAUCUCCAGAGGAAAUGGAUGGUGGGGUCAGCGGUGGCACCCGCACCCAGCUGGCGGGAACUUUCCUCGCGGAGCAGACCCACUUCCAGCCCCCUAAGUACACCCUGGUCAGCGUGAGCUCAGCUCUCGGGCCGGAUGGCUGUCCCAGGCACGUUCCCAGCUCGUCCAGUGCCGCAGAGCGAAACGGCCGCAUUCGCCCUUCCGGGGGUCCGGCACCAGUUAUGACGGUUAUCCCUGCGCUGGCUGACAUCGAGCCCUUGCUGAAGGGCUUUCAGCUAGCAGAAGACAAUGAACAGCAGGAGAAGGAAAGAACGGACGAGUUCGUGAAGAGUGCGGCGCGUGUCGAACAAGGAUCGAAGGAGAAAGAGGCCACUGAGGAUUCUCCUCCACGGCCCCGGAGAGGAGGAGCCAGGGGAGCGGCAGAGCGCGAUGCCGCGGCUGCCUCCGAGGCCGUCAAUCGACUCUGCGCCGGUCGACACACGCCGUGGGUGGCCAAGAGGACAGACGCUGAACUUUACAGCUACCUUGCACAGCGCAGUCGAGAUCCCAACAUGGCCAAACUUGCAGCAUCAGCCGAGCUAGCAUCGCCCAAGGCGGCAGACUCGACGGAUAGCUCUCCCCGGAGCAAGGCCAGACAAAAGCACAGCAGUCACAACGAGCUCUUUGACUCUUGCCUGCGGCAGGACCAGACUCGUCCGCGAAGUGUCUCUCAAAUGCGCUCCGUGUUUUGGAGCUCAUUGCCACCCAGCUGUUCUCCGAAGUCUCCUCGCUCGCCAAUGAGGACGCGCCCAGCGUCUCAAGAGAGGCCCAAGGCUCGCGAGAGAGCGUUGACGGAUCGGCUGUAUGGUGACUAUCUUCGUCGGAAGGAGAGAGCCAAGGCCCGGGAGCUGCUCGCUGGUGUGCCCUGGGACAAGGACAAGACGGAGUCGGAGAUGCUCUUCAUGCAGUCGACGAUGACCCCUCGGCCCAGCGACAUGUUUAGCUCUCGCUUCUCUGAGCUGAUCGAGGAUCUUUCUGUCAAGGAUAUACCUGUCUUACCGGAGGAUCCUGUGGAGACAUUCCUUCAGCGAAAGCCGAAGAGGGAUGACGCUAGUUCCAAAUCCUUGGUCAAGAAGAAUUCAUCCUACUACUUCGACAAGGAUCGGCCGGUCAAGAAAUCCACGGUGCAGAAAGGUUCUUCCAAAAAGGGGCUGAACUUUCUCUCCUGA
Symbiodinium sp. CCMP2456 is the source of this 2805-nucleotide messenger RNA. The record is from the annotation of a GenBank genome assembly. NCBI's taxonomy places the organism in Eukaryota, Dinophyceae, Suessiales, Symbiodiniaceae.